UUUUUUUUCUUUUUUCUUUCACAAGCCCGUCAGUCAACUCAAUCCAUAAUGUCUUUCGCUGGUGUUCCCAACAACGGUCCCCUCUCUGCCGAGCAAUUUUACCAAGAAGCUAUCAAUGAGUCUGAUGCAGCCAAGCGCCGCCGUUUGUUUGCGGAUGCACGCCAGUCCAAUCCCGCUAACUAUCAGCUAUGGGUCAAGGCAGCUGAGGUUGAAGAGCACUGGGGAGCAGACGAGGAGAAGCUCAAGGACCUGUUGACUAGGGGCGUGACCGUUUUCAAGAAUCCUGCUGGCGCCUCCUGCACCGAGAACCAUGAUCAUUCACAACAUGGCUUCACAGACGGACCCCAACCUGUUGACAAGCAUCAGUGGCUUUCUGAGGCGACUUCGGCACAGAGCAAAGGCAAAGGCAAAACUGCUGCUGCUUUGCAGGAAGUUGUUGGUGAGGUUUUAUAAAAAUCUAUUUAAUAUUCGUCCAUAGAACUGUAACUUACUACAAAAUUGGUACGUCGGACACAGCGUAUGAAACCAAAAGCAACUUGAUUACGAAUCCUGCAAAAAUUGUCAAUACUCCACAAUAGAAACCAAUAAAGAGCUUCUUAGUGUGCGCGUCGCAUACGUGUAUACGUGCAUGGGAGUCACAGCCCCCUUGUAAGGUUUUGGGGUAAUGUCAGGUGACGAUCGAAGACUAAUCGAUCGUACUGGAUGUCAAAAAGAUGUCAUAUUGUCGAAACGCGAAGAAAACCCAUUUUUUUUUUUGCGAUAUACUUGAAACACGCCCUUCAACAUUUGGGAACCGAAAUAAUAUGAAUAAUAUGACCCCUGUGAUCUGAAAACUGCCAAGAGUCUUGGAGAAAAGUAUUGACGGAGGAAGGGCUCACCGAAUACGUUAUUUUAUUGAUCAGUGAACCCGAAAAUAGAG
Molecule: messenger RNA, 919 nt
Organism: Lobosporangium transversale
Lineage: Eukaryota; Fungi; Mortierellomycota; Mortierellomycetes; Mortierellales; Mortierellaceae
Exons: 1
Coding region: 49-453 (134 amino acids)
Molecular function (GO): protein binding
Source: RefSeq, a predicted model, not a curated record